AAAUCUGCUCCGCGCCGGUCGUGUGAGCUUCGUGUCGGUCGCUUCGUGCAGGCUUCGUGUUCUCAUUUCGCCGCAAACCUGCGAACAGCAAUUCUGCAGUGAUAUCUUUUCCAUAUCCCCUGUCCAUCGCCAGAUAUAAUGGGACACGCUGAGUGGAUUGGCCGCACUAAUACGGCCGUGGCUCGAAGCGCGGUCGGGAAGUGGUUUCGCUUGGAGGGGUCUGGUCAUCCCCGCGAGCGAAAAGGCGCGUAUUUCUUUACAGAGCUGCGUGCAGGCCUUGCAACAUUCUUUGCAAUGGCAUACAUCAUCUCAGUCAAUGCCAAUAUCACGAGUGACACGGGAGCAACGUGUGUGUGUCCGGCCGAAGAUCUCGAAACCCACUGCAACAACAACACCGAGUAUCUUCUCUGCAAACAAGAAGUCAACCGUGACAUCGUGACCGCAACGGCAGCGAUAGCUUCUGUCGCCAGUUUCUUCCUUGGUCUCCUUGCCAACCUACCGGUAGCCCUUGCCCCCGGCAUGGGUCUCAACGCAUACUUCGCUUAUACCGUCGUCGGACACCAUGGAAGCGGCUUGAUUCCGUACAGCCUCGCAGUGACUGCGGUGUUCGUUGAAGGCUGGAUUUUCCUUGGGUUGACUAUGUUGGGUAUUCGACAAUGGCUUGCCCGUGCUAUUCCGGCAUCCAUCAAGCUAGCAACUGGUGCUGGUAUCGGAUUGUAUCUGACUCUAAUUGGUCUGAGUUAUAGUGCUGGGCUUGGUCUCGUCCAAGGUGCCCAGGACAGUCCCAUUCAAUUGGCGGGUUGUGCAUCCGAUGAAUUCGACUCGGAUGGGUUGUGUCCUUCGUAUGCUAAAAUGCGAAACCCGACGAUGUGGAUUGGCAUCUUUUGCGGCGGUUUCUUCACCGUUUUCUUAAUGAUGUAUCGAGUCAAGGGUGCAGUCAUUGCUGGUAUUCUUCUGGUCUCCAUCAUUUCUUGGCCGCGCACCACGCCGGUCACCUACUUCCCUCACACAACGGAAGGUGACAACAUGUUCGACUUCUUCAAGAAGGUGGUUACCUUCCAUCCGAUCCAGCACACGUUACUGGCCCAGGAGUGGAACAUCUCGAGCAACGGGGGCCAGUUUGGUCUUGCCUUAAUCACAUUCCUCUAUGUUGACAUCCUCGACGCAACGGGUACUUUGUAUUCGAUGGCGAAGUUUGCUGGAGCGAUGGAUGAGCGCACUCAGGAUUUCGAGGGCAGUGCCAUGGCUUAUACGGUUGACGCGAUUUGCAUCUCAAUCGGGUCUCUGUUUGGCUCCCCGCCAGUGACGGCAUUUGUCGAGAGUGGUGCUGGUAUCUCGGAAGGUGGUAAAACUGGACUGACGUCGUGUAUGACGGGGAUCUGCUUCUUCAUCGCCGUUUUCUUUGCGCCGAUCUUUGCGUCGAUCCCCCCGUGGGCCACUGGCAGUACCCUAGUCAUUGUUGGCUCAAUGAUGAUGCACGCGACCCUCGAGAUCAACUGGCGGUAUAUGGGAGACGCGAUUCCCGCCUUCCUGACGAUCUCGGUUAUGCCUUUCACUUACAGUAUCGCAGACGGCCUCAUUGCCGGUAUCAUCAGCUAUAUCUUGAUCAACGGCGGAGUGUGGGUUAUCGCCAAGUGCACGGGAGGCCGGAUUGUUCCACCAAACCGCGAUGACGAGCAUGAGGCGUGGACCUGGAAGAUUCCCGGAGGAUUCUUCCCGCCAUGGCUCGUCCGUGCAGUUCACGGAAAGAAGGACUUUUGGCGAGCAGACGACGAGGCUAGCCAGUUGGACCUUGGCGUUAUGCCGCCAAAUGGGUCGAUGUCAUCAGGGUCUCCGGAGCAAGUCGCGGAGAAAGCAGUCGGGAAGUAUUAAGUUUAAUAUGAAAUUCGGUCACAUUUCAGAGUGUGACCUAAGCAUGUAUUUAAUGAGCGAGAUUUGCAUAUUUUUGUUUCCGAUUAGUCGUACGAAUUUCAUCCAGCAGUCCUUCGGGGCGCAGUGUUUAUCAAUAAUCACCAGAUCUUCCAGACGCGGUAGAAUGCGGAAUUAUUAGCGCGGAAUGCGGCAGGGAACAGAUCGACGACUAUUGACGCAAGGCUGACGGUCGAGCGGUGAAGAGGCCGGUGCUGGCAGUGUUGUUAGCCGGGGAGGCCAACCGAGCAAUGGAUCAGAAAUUGGGCGAAGGAUAAAUGAGGCGUGAGCUUGUGAUGGGUGGAUGGAAGGAAGAAGAUGGUGGGGAGAGAAUG
Molecule: messenger RNA, 2243 nt
Organism: Aspergillus versicolor CBS 583.65
Lineage: Eukaryota; Fungi; Ascomycota; Eurotiomycetes; Eurotiales; Aspergillaceae
Product: NCS2 family permease
Exons: 4
Coding region: 139-1872 (577 amino acids)
Biological process (GO): transmembrane transport
Cellular component (GO): plasma membrane
Molecular function (GO): purine nucleobase transmembrane transporter activity
Source: RefSeq, a predicted model, not a curated record